Molecule: messenger RNA, 1146 nt
Organism: Sinocyclocheilus anshuiensis
Lineage: Eukaryota; Metazoa; Chordata; Actinopteri; Cypriniformes; Cyprinidae
Product: protein FRG1-like
Exons: 9
Coding region: 161-970 (269 amino acids)
Cellular component (GO): catalytic step 2 spliceosome; nucleolus; striated muscle dense body
Molecular function (GO): actin filament binding
Source: RefSeq, a predicted model, not a curated record
CUUCUCUCCAGCCGCACGUCUUCAGCGGGCUCCUCUGGGCCACCGUACACACACACUAUUGCAGGAAAACGCUUUCCAGUUGCGAAUGAGAAGAACGUAAUAUAUCCAUAGACUAGCCCACAAAAACGUUUUAAUUCAGCUGCUUUAACCGUGUGUGAUCAUGACAGAGUACUCACACGUAAAGUCCUCCAAACUCGUCCUAAGAGGAUUAAACGAUAAAAACGUUAAUAUUAAAUGGCCUGCACCUUCCAUAUUGUGCAGAAAGAAGAAAAAGAACAAGGACAAGAAGAGAAAACGAGAUGAUGAUGAAGAUAAGAUGGAUAUCGUUGGAGGCUGGUGGUCAGUGAAGAGUUUUGGUGAGAUCACAGGAACAGUGGCCAUUGAGAUGCACAAAAACUCCUACAUUCAUGCAAUGGACACUGGACUCUUCACUGUAGGAGCUCCACAUAAAGAUGAUGAAGGCCCAGAUCCUCCAGAACAGUUUACUGCCAUUAGACUCUCAGACUCCAGGAUAGCACUAAAGUCAGGCUACGGGAAGUAUUUUGGUAUAAACUCAGACGGUGUUGUGGUUGGUCGAUCAGAUGCCAUCGGCUCCAGGGAGCAGUGGGAACCAGUGUUUCAGGAUGGUAAAAUGGCCUUGCUUGCUGCAAACAGUUGUUUCAUCUCGUACAGUGAGAGUGGGGACAUAGUGGCCAAAAACAAGACAGCUGGAGAGGAGGAGAUAAUCAAGAUCCGUUCAUGCACAGAAAGAGAGGUGAAGAGAAAAGACGAUAUAGCAGAUGAAGACAGGGGUGAUGUCAAGAACUGUGAGGUCAACUAUGUGAAGAAGUUCCAGAGUUUCCAGGAUCGGAAGCUGAGGGUGAAUGAGGAAGACAGCAGUUUGCUGAAAACAGCCAGAACAGAUGGAAAAUUCCAUGAGGCACUGCUAGACAGGAGAGCCAAGAUGAAGGCUGACAGAUACUGCAAGUGAAUCCAGAAGUGCUUUUUUUUUCUUCUUCAUCGAUUAAAUUUUACAUUGGCAUGGAAUCACUGCCUUUUUUUUAAUAUAAUAAACCUAGUCACUUUUCACAAGAAAAUGUUUUGUUGUUGUUGUUUUUAGAUAUCUAAUAACAAUAUAACUUAUAGGCUAAGUAAUCUGUUAAAUGA